Populus euphratica (Euphrates poplar) is the source of this 1055-nucleotide messenger RNA. The record is from RefSeq and is a predicted model, not a curated record. Lineage: Eukaryota; Viridiplantae; Streptophyta; Magnoliopsida; Malpighiales; Salicaceae.
AUGCAAAACCGCCUAGUAGCUUAUCGAUAUGAAUUUCCUAUUGAACUCACUGAUUUAGGUAAGGGUUUCCCUGAGAACAUACAAGAACUCACUGGUUUAGGUAAGGGAUUCCUUGAGAACAUGCUUGUCAGCAAAGAUAUGCCGAGCAACUUACAGGCACCUGCCGCCACCCCUCUGCUCGUGAUUCUAAGCGAUGAGCCACCCAAUAACAAACUAAGAUUGGGCUCAAAGUGGCAUUUACUAACGGAGUCAGGUCACGGGAACAGAACUCUGCUGCAAAUUGACUUGAAAGACCCAGCGGUGAUAGUAGAAGCUGCAGCAAUGAUUCAUGGCAGGGAAUGUUCGAAGAGAGAUAAUUCGUUUAUAAUUAGCAAACGAAUGAAGCUUCACCAACAUCUUGUGCUUGGUUGCAAUAAGGUCACAGGAAAGGCCCUUAUGCUUGAUGAAAUCAUAAAUUACGUGCAGUCAUUGCAACUGCAAGUUGAGGUUCCGCGCAAGGCAGCCCCAACAACAGGAGGGGUGAAGAAGCCCCACAGAUACAGACCUGGAACUGAUGCUCUUCAUGAAAUUCACAAGUACCAGAAGACUACUGAGCUCCUCAUCAGAAAACUCCCAUUCCAGAGACUUUCACAGAAUUUCAAGGCUGAUUUCCGGUUUCAGAGCCAGGCUGUUUUGGCCUUGCCGGAGGCAGCUGAAGCAUGCCCUGUUGGAUUGUUUGAGGAUACUAAUCUUAGUGCAAUCCAUGUCAUGCGUGUUUCUAUCAUGUCCAGGGAUGCUCAGCUUCCCAGGUGAACCCGUGGUAAAAAAAACAUAAAACCUGUGGGUUUUCACUUUAGGAUUUUUCUCUUGUUUUUUACCUUUUCUUUCGGUUUUUUGUCAUUUUUUAUCAGUAGAACAGACAAAUCUUUUAUAAGACUGAUGCGUCAGGACGUGUUUAGGGCAUAGCAUGGGUGGAGGUAUUAAAUUCUCUUUAAUCUAAUAAUGAUGGUUGUUAUUUGUCAAUGCUUUCUUUUGGUGAUUGCAGUGAACUUUUAAAUGAUAUUUUUAAAAAAUAU